Molecule: messenger RNA, 2777 nt
Organism: Rhipicephalus microplus (southern cattle tick)
Lineage: Eukaryota; Metazoa; Arthropoda; Arachnida; Ixodida; Ixodidae
Gene: Invadolysin
Product: leishmanolysin-like peptidase, invadolysin
Biological process (GO): proteolysis; cell adhesion
Cellular component (GO): cytoplasm; membrane
Molecular function (GO): metalloendopeptidase activity
Source: RefSeq, a predicted model, not a curated record
UGCAACCGGAAAGCGUCUCCGGCUGUGGCAAGUGGUAGUAUGUAGGUGUUCCGUGAUGGUUCGAUCAGAUUGGAGUAGUGGUGUGGCUUGGUUAGUGGGGGACGGACGGAACGGAGCGUAUUCGAUGGGGUAAAAUCGUAAAACUCCAGCUCGAUGAAGUUCGUCGCGUACUGGGCUCUGAUCACGUCGUGCUUCACGUACGUUCGAUGCUUCCGUUGCAGCUACGUCCCGCCAAAGAUAGAAGACGUGCUUAACCCGGUGCAUUUGGAGCCUUCAUCGCAUGUAAGAAAACGGAGUAUUAGCCAGCCCCUCAGAAUUAAAGUAUUCUACGAUAAGAGUGUUUACAGGUUGCCGCCGGAGAAAUUUGACAUAAUAAAUGACACGAUCUUGCCAGAAGCACUUGCUUACUGGGAGAGGACUCUUAUGGUCAGACCAACCCUAGUGCCUAUAAGGUUGAACAGGAAAUGUCCAAACAACCAAGCAUUCUCACCUGACCAAGACCCCUACCUUUACUGCAACGAAUAUUGCGAGAUUGAAACAACCUGUGGAGAGGUAGUCGUUCCUGAAGAGCACUUGGAGCCUUGCAGAGUAUGUGACCGCACAGGACGCUACUGCCAGACGCUUGGGAGUGCUGGUCGAGGUAUACCCGAUGCAGACUUCGUGUUUUACGUGUCAGCCAUGCAGACCGAUCGCUGCUUCAAGGGCCAAACCGUUGCUUAUGCGGCCCAUUGCCAACAGGAAGCGUCAACCGAUAGACCUAUUGCUGGACACGCCAACCUCUGCCCUAACUCAAUCUCCACAAAGCCACAAGAUAUGGACACUCUACUCUCCACGGUCAAGCACGAAAUUCUUCAUGCCUUGGGUUUUUCGGUGAGUCUAUAUGCUUACUUUCGUGACAAAUAUGGCUACCCACUGACACCUCGAGAACGGAAUGGAAAACCAGCGGUGAACAAAGAAUUGCAGACUCACAAGUGGAGUGACCGUGUCAUGAAAAAAGUUGUUAGGCAUGACUGGAAGAUACACGGUGGAUCCAUGAGAAAGGAAUUCUGGAUCAUGGUUACACCUCGUGUUGUGGCAGAAGUUAGGUUCCAUUUCAACUGCUCAGAGCUGAAAGGUGCAGAGAUGGAAGAUCAAGGGGAGGACGGAACAAGGCUGACUCAUUGGGAGAAGCGGUUGUUUGAGAAUGAAGCCAUGACUGGAACUCAUACCCAGAACCCUGUGUAUUCAAGGAUCACGUUGGCUCUCAUGGAGGAUACAGGAUGGUACCUUCCAAACUAUGAGCAAGCACAGCCACUGAAGUGGGGCCACAACCUUGGCUGUGACUUUGCUCUCAAGAGCUGCAAGGAAUGGAUAGACAACCGACGAGAAAGGGGCCAGACCAUCCAUCCCUUUUGUGACAAAGUGAAAAAAGACCCUUUGGAAACGGAGUGCACAGAGAGCCGAGAUUCUGUUGCCUUGUGUAAUCUAGUCGACCACGGUGAAUACUUGCACAAGAAGUUUCAGAAUUUCGAUUAUAUCCCCGGUGUGCCUUCCACUGACCUUGGCAGAUAUGGUGGUUCCGUAAUACUGGCCGAUUAUUGCCCUUACAUUCAGGAGUUCACCUGGAAAUCGAAAAACACUGUUGUACGAGGAUCACAGUGCCAGUUCGAAGAGAACAAUCCUCAGGAUGAGAAGAACUUUGCACUGGAGUACUAUGGGCCUGGCUCCAAGUGCUUCAACCACAACAAAGAGAUGUGGCAGGAACGCACUUGCAGCCAAGUGCGCCAGUGGCAGCAUUGGGGCAGUGGUUGUUAUAGGUACUUGUGCUCUAAUGGGCGACUGCACAUAGAGGUGGCCAACCACACAUACACGUGCUACCACUCCAAGCAAGAGAUCCGGAUCCAGCUGUAUGCCAACGGCUGGCUCCACAUUGGUGCUAUUGUGUGUCCAUCGUGCCGCGAUGUCUGCACAGGAAGCAGCUCGUCCUGGCCGACAUGCUCUCGAGAGCCACAAGCAGGCAAGCGGGUGACACCGACAGCGACGAUGUAGAAGUCCACGCGGACGACACCGAUGGAGGGUGCGCCUUCACCUGCCGAGGUGUUACAAGGAAGGCGACUGCGAACGACGCUGCCGGAUGUCCGUUCCGUUCCAGAAUUUCCGGUCCGAAAGCAUCGCCAGAGCAACGCCUGCAGGAGGACCCUAGCGCCGCUGGGAGCAGGCGACACCGUUCGAGUUAAAAGGGGGUCAUGGUCGACCAAAGCACGAGUCCUCGAGCCAUGCAAUACUCCCAGGUCAUACCAUGUCGUCACAGAGGAAGGAAGGGUCCUCCGCCGCAACCGCCAGCACCUACUUCCGACCGGUGAAAGCUUUCGAAGGCGCACGUGUUCCAGCAGCAGUGAGGACUUCGCCGAACAAACUGCAAAUUGCAGUAGUGGGCCCGCAGCUCUCCAUGCACCCAAUACGGCAGGCAUCGCAACUUCGAGAAGUUCGACAAGACUGCGGCGGCCACCACAGCGGUUGACCUACGACAGAAACUUUGUGCAAGUGUCGUGAUGAGCUUCCCAGUGGCGUGCAAUGAACGAUGUUUCUUCUGUGCACUAUUCAACCCUGUAACUCCCCGUUAGAAAAAUAUUUAACUGUUCUGUUUUUGUUUACUCAUACGAAAGAGGAUGUAUCGGAUGAUAUCGCUACUGCAUGUACAACACGUGGCGAUCAGUCAAGAUAUCUUUGGCUUGCCCUCGCCCGUUCCACCUGUAUAUAAAGCAUGGCACAAUAAACUUACGACAUUCUUCCCGUUA